Messenger RNA from Cynoglossus semilaevis (tongue sole), 1010 nucleotides. Its product is annotated as myosin light chain 4. Gene Ontology annotation, molecular function: calcium ion binding. Bases 108 to 713 code for a protein of 201 amino acids. NCBI's taxonomy places the organism in Eukaryota, Metazoa, Chordata, Actinopteri, Pleuronectiformes, Cynoglossidae. Gene Ontology annotation, cellular component: myosin II complex. The transcript has a single exon. The record is from RefSeq and is a predicted model, not a curated record.
AGCAUUGGAAGAGACGGUGUCUCUCUGUGCUGGGGGAUCACUUUCAGUCUUUUAGCCUCUUGUUUUUUCCGUAGCAAGUACCAGCUUACCUCUAUAUCCCCUAAAACAUGGCGCCUAAGAAAAUUGAACCAAAGAAACCUGAGCCCAAAAAACCAGAGCCAAAGAAAGACGUGGCCCCGGCGAAACCAGCUCCACCUCCAGAGCCUGAGCCUCAGCUUCCCAAGGAGCCUGAGUUUGACCCCAAAAGCAUCACCCUUGAGUACACCGCCGACCAGAUUGAGGAGUUCAAGGAGGCCUUCAACUUGUUUGACCGCACACCAACUGGAGAAAUGAAGAUCACCUACGCCCAGUGUGGGGAUGUGAUGCGAGCUCUCGGGCAGAACCCUACCAACGCAGAUGUGCUGAAAGUCCUCGGGAAACCCAAGCCCGAGGACAUGAGCACGAAGAUGGUGGACUUUGAGACCUUCUUGCCGAUGCUGCAACAUAUCUCGCGUGCAAAAGAUCAGGGCACCUUUGAGGAUUUUGUGGAGGGGCUCAGGGUUUUUGACAAGGAAGGCAACGGCACCAUCAUGGGCGCCGAGCUGCGUCAUGUGCUGGCAACGCUUGGGGAGAGGAUGACGGAGGAUGAAGUGGACAGACUCAUGGCAGGACAAGAGGACGCCAACGGGUGCAUCAACUAUUCGUCCUUUGUGAAGCACAUUCUCUCCGGGUGAUUGGGACACUGAGCUGUAAAGACUCUCCACUUAUCGAAAUCUUUGAAAAGACAUUCGUCCAUCUUGAGGUGAAAAUGAUAAUUUAGUCAAAGUUGUUUUUACAUUGUCAAAAGUGGGAAGUGGUGCUUGCUCAAGUUACAGCGACUGCAACUUUAGAUCUUUUUCCUCACCAAAAUGAAAUUCGAAAAGAUGCCAACUCCUUAAUAUCGAGCUCCCUGACGAAAAGUCGAUAAUAAAGAAAACAUGAUUACAAAUUGUCUCACAAAUGUCAUUUCAGCAUGCCAACAUAUGCAGCUC